UGUCACCUCUGAAUGUUUUCGAUCUAACUGGCGAGAUUAUUUUUAACAAAAAAUGGAUUAAAACCUUUAAUAUAACCGAUAAUCAAACGUUUACCUAGUUUUUUAACGGUUAUGUCAAAGAUGAUCAACGAAAACGUCGAAUUACAACAAUUAGUUGAAGAAGAUAUCGAUGAAGAACCAAAAAUACAUAAUCCCAAGACAAAAUUGGAUAAGAAAUGGUGUCGUUGCCCUUAUUUAGGCUUAAUCUUAGCUAUGUUAAGCUCGUUAUUCUUUUCGUUGUGUUCUGUCAUUGUAAAAUGGUUAACGGAUAUAGAUCCAAUGGCUUUAGCGGCUUAUAGAUACUUAGGAGUGUUACUUCCUGCCAUACCAAUCGUUAUUUAUAAACAAGAAGCUUUAUUUCCCGAUGGAAAACGCGUCAUUUUAUUAUUACGAUCGUUCACAGGGACGGCCGCUUUAAUGCUAAGUUUUUACGCAUUUCGGCAUAUGCCUUUAGCGGAUGCCUCUGUUAUUGUAUUUUCAGUUCCAGUUUUUACAGGAAUUUUUGCAAGGAUUUUUUUGAAAGAACCGUGCGGAUUAUUUAGUAUUUUCUCGAUUAUUUUAACGUUAAUCGGAGUCGUUUUAAUAACAAGACCGUCGUUUUUAUUUUACGACACGAUCGAUUCGUUGGGAAAUUCGCAAGAAACAUCAACGAUUUGGGGGGCCGUAGCCGCUUUUUCAGCCACUUUAUUCGGAGCGAACGCUUAUGUUUUAUUGAGAGCUUUAAAAGGAAUUCACUUUGCGGUUAUAAUGACGAAUUUUGGUGCUUUCGCUUUAACUUUGUGCGUUAUUGUAACGUAUUUAAUUGGGGGAUUGUGUUUGCCGAUGUGCGGGAUGGAUCGUUAUUUAAUUGUGGCGUUGGCUUUUUUUAGUUUUUUGGGGCAAAUUUUAUUAACCAUCGCUCUCCAAAUAGAACAAGCAGGCCCCGUUGCUAUCGCGAGGAGUAGCGAUAUCGUUUUUGCGUUUAUUUGGCAGGUUUUAUUUUUUGAGGAGAUUCCCAAUAGGUUCUCAAUAGCCGGGGCUUUUUUGGUUUUAAGUUCCGUUGUUUUAACGGGAUUAAGAAAAUGGAUUUUAGCUUUACCCGAAAACGCUACGUUGAGGCACAAAUUUCGAAUUUUAGUGAAAUGAAUUUCUUUGUAAAGUGAGGUUAGUUUUUUUUUCUAGUCAGUUUUUAAACGUCAAAUAUGACAACUGUCAUUUUUGACGUUUAAUUUUCCUUUAAUUUUUCUAGUCGUUUUAUUUAAUUUAAUGAGAAAUAAAUAAAUUAACAACUGCCUUAAGUAUUACCGAUCUGUAAUGGUUAAAAAAGUGACACAAAAAUUAUUAAUUAAAGUUUGAAGAGCCUUAAAGAAAAUUCGAAAUGAUAAAAUCGCGUUCUACUUUACCGUUCACUUUUUAAGACCAAGAAUAACAAUAAUUACUUGUAGAUUUAAUAAAAUUAUAGUAAAUUUCA
Messenger RNA from Onthophagus taurus, 1489 nucleotides. Its product is annotated as solute carrier family 35 member G1. NCBI's taxonomy places the organism in Eukaryota, Metazoa, Arthropoda, Insecta, Coleoptera, Scarabaeidae. Gene Ontology annotation, cellular component: membrane. The record is from RefSeq and is a predicted model, not a curated record.